Candidula unifasciata is the source of this 948-nucleotide messenger RNA. The record is from the annotation of a GenBank genome assembly. NCBI's taxonomy places the organism in Eukaryota, Metazoa, Mollusca, Gastropoda, Stylommatophora, Geomitridae.
AUGACGAUUGCCACCUACUUCUGGUUGUGUACAAUGGCCAUGUUGGGCAAGCUUUUUGCUGACUGUCCAUACCAGGCGUGCAUUUGUGUAAGUGAUUUUAUUGAAUGUAGUGCCCGAAGCCCCAUCCUGACGGAAAUACCAGCACUGAUCAGUACAAACACAAGUGGUUUGACAACCUUAGAUUUCUCGGCAAAUCAAAUUACGGCAAUACACUCCGGACAGCUGCCACAGAAACUAACAGAGAUGUCCUUUCUGGAAAACCCGAUAACAACGAUCGACGACCAUGCCUUUGAUGAUUCAUUGACAACGCUGGAAAAACUGUCUUUCUCCAACUGUGGCAUCACCAGAAUUCCAACUGCUUUAUACAGAUUGUCCAGUCUUAAGAUGCUACACAUUUUUAAUGCUAGAAUUACUGAGUGGAACACUGACGUUAUGAAAAACAUUGGUCCAACUGUUGAAGAACUCUACCUCAUGAACGCUGGGUUAUCUCCUAAUCCGGACUGGCUCCUGUAUUUUGAACGUCUUAAAAUGUUAAUUCUUGAUGGAUGUUCAAUUUUCUCAGUGCCCGAUGACGCACUUCACAAAGUUGCUAAAACUUUAACGCAUUUGUCUCUAGCUAACAACAAUUUAACCACCAUCCCCAGCACGAUUGCUGAACUUCGUUCCUUACAGGUUUUGGUAUUACACAGGAAUUUUAUUUCCGAUAUCUCCUCAUUACCAAAUUCAGAUCAAUUGGUGACGCUUUCAUUGCAUAACAACAACAUCUCAGACGUCCAUCUUCUGAGCGACAAGCUGCAAAGCUACAAUGAAUCUCUAAUUACAGUAUCAUUGAAUAACAAUUUUUUUGUCGAAUUCCCGCACCUAGACUUUCUUAGUCAGGUUGGUGUUUUAGAUUUAUCUCAUAAUCAAAUAUCUAAUGCUAAUUCGGAUCUGUUCCGUGGCUUGUGA